GAUAUAAACAUCAAUAUCGAAUAUAUUCAAGAAAAUGUUCUGAACAAUCCAAAAUGUUAGUAAUCCCCGAGUACAAAUUAGAAAAUCCAGGAAACAUUCUGGCAAUCGAAAUUGUCGGAACAGGAUGUCGCUCUUAAAAUUUGAUGAAAUGGAGCAGCUUACAGAGCUGGAUAUUGAAGAACUUUUCAAAAGUGAGAUAAUCCCUGAACCUCCUAAGUUUGUUUUUAAGAAGAUAUCACAACCUCCUGUACCCUUCAUAGUGUACCAUCAAGAAGAGUCAAUCAAGCGGUCACUUUCUACAGAGGAGCUGAUACAGCCAACAACAAAGAGAUUUCUUACAAAUGAGGAAAUUAUGAGUACCAAAUAUUUUGUACAGGGGGCUGAUACUGUUAAUGUUAGAGAAAGAGAAUUUCAUCGCUUCUUGAACUAUAUAAAAGAACUCGGAAUAUCUCAGAACCUGGACAAGAUUGAACUAUAUAAAUUAUUGCAGUACCUGGGAAGCUUCAUUCUUGAGAGAACUAAGGAUCGGAUGGGAGAAUAAUGGAUACUACAACAUUGCAUGCCAUUGGUAAGACCAAUGGGAACCAGGGCAACCAAGGAAACAAGGGCAAUCAGAGGGACCAGAGAAACCAGGGGAACCAGAGGAACCAUGGUAACCAGGGGAACCAGGGGAAUCAGAGGAACCAAGGAAACCAGGGGAACAGAGGGAACCAGGGGAACCAGGAGAACCAGGGAAACCAGGGCAAUCAGAGGGAUCAGGGGAACCAGGGUAACCUGAGGAACCAUAGCUAACAAGAAGAACCAGGAGAACCAGGGAAACCAGGGCAUCCAGGGG
This is a messenger RNA of Eurytemora carolleeae, 835 nucleotides long. RefSeq lists its product as uncharacterized. The coding region runs from base 125 to 541 and encodes 138 amino acids. The transcript has 3 exons. The record is from RefSeq and is a predicted model, not a curated record. NCBI's taxonomy places the organism in Eukaryota, Metazoa, Arthropoda, Copepoda, Calanoida, Temoridae.